GUGAUCUUCGAAAAGGCAGAUUCUCCAGGCAGCUUUUUCCGGCGCUUUCCGAUUCACCGGAUGCUCAUCAGCUUGAACAAAAGGCACACCAGAGUCCAGAAUGCAGAGUUUCGAAUGCGGCACGAUUGGAACUCCCUGAUCGGGACAGGUGAUGCAAGGAUUUCGCCUGUGACAGCAAGAACCUCCGAGCUCUAUCCGCAUGCGGACGUCCUCGCCCAGUAUUUGGAGGACUUCGGGGAGCACCUCCGGAAGAAGAUUCAAUACAACACCAAGGUCCGCGAGAUUUCCCCGACGAGCAGCAGACACUUCGAACUGGACCUUGCGGGCCCCGCGGGUUCGGCGCGACACCGGUGUGGCCGCGUGGUGCUCGCCACAGGGCUGCAGCCCAACAGGCCGAGUAACAUCAUCGGAGAGGAGCUCCUGACCGGUUACGAGGACCUGCCGCAGACUGGCCAGGCCUUUGAGAAUCGCUCGGUGCUGGUCUGGGGCUUCGGGAAUGCAGCGCAUGAGACCAGCCGCGAGCUGCAGAAGUUCACGCAGGCGAUUACCCUGCUCCAUCGCACGCCGGCGCCCUCGCCCACGGCCCCGAGACCAUCGGCGCUACCCCGCUUCGCGUUCUUCACCCACUAUCCUGGAGACAUCCGGACUGUGACGAUGCAGAUCUACGACUCGUACCUGCUGAAGGCGCUGGAUGUGAAGCUGCCUUAUGCCGGCGAGGAGGAGGAGCCCGUGUUUUUGCGGUGUCUACAGCGCAUGCUGUGCAUCUGGGUUUCCAAGCGCAGUCGGUGUGGUGGAGCAGGUGAGGAGCGUCACAUCCUUCCUAGUCGCGUGGUUCCGGCGUCUGCUCCCCGGCAGUGCGCCGUUUCGGUGGGUCCGCUCGAGGCCGAGGAUCCCGCAGCUGCUCCGCUGCUGAUGCUCCUCGCAGCUCUAUCCCGUCGGGGCCUGGCAGUGGAGGGUCGUGACUUUGCCUGGGAGGCACCUGGCCAGGAACAUCCUGCUUUAGCUUCGCGACUUGCUGAGCUGGGCUACA
This is a messenger RNA of Symbiodinium sp. CCMP2456, 1030 nucleotides long. The record is from the annotation of a GenBank genome assembly. NCBI's taxonomy places the organism in Eukaryota, Dinophyceae, Suessiales, Symbiodiniaceae.